AUGAUCGACCUAGAAAACCUCCGUACGGCGUCGCUGUACAUUAACAACCAGCUUCUGUCGCGGGGCCUGCUGCGCGAUGGACAGAGCAUUGACUUCGCCCAUCCGGGCGACAGCGAGAGCGAGGUGGCCGAUACCAUGGGCCGUAUCAUCUCGCUGGUCAACGAUCUGAUUCUGCGUCGGGAUCGCGAUGCCGAGCACCGCGAGUCCCUUUCGGCUACCCUGCGUACGCUACGCGCUGAGUCCCUCCGUCAGGCCAACGAUAUCCAGCGUCUCCAAGAGAAGCAUGCCGAAGCCCUUCGUAAGGCUGGUGCCAGUGAAGCUGCCGAGGCUGCUAUGCGCUCCCAGCUUCGGGCCGCCGAGCAAACAAUCCACCGCUUGAAGGAGGAGGCUGCCCGCACCAAAUCGCUCGUGGCCCAAACCCGCGCUGCUUGCGCGAACGAGGUCCGCAAGCGGGACCGUCAGAUUGAGAGCUUGAAGAAGGCCGUUACAGAGGCCGGUCGUGCUCGAGGAGCGACCAAGAGCCCAGCGAUAACAACAGUUACUGUCGUCGGAGACGUCGGGGGCGACGCUGAUUAUGCACCUCAGCGAGAUGGCACAGCUGCCGCGAACGACUUGCGCACGGAGACCAACGCAUAUCUAACAGAGCUAGCACGCAAUCUAAGUGAGGAGAACGAAGAGCUGCUACAGAUGAUCCGGCGGGCUUUGGAUCAGCUGAAGGAGAUGAGCGGGUGGGACGACAAUAUGAACGGUGAUGGCACUGUUUCCCCUGAGCAGAAUAGCAAUAAUGGCCACGCAUUGGUGCUUGCUACGAACAUGGCCGACCUCCAUGCCGAAGUCGAUGCAGUGCUGGAGCACCUACGUACCAUCUUGACCAACCCGUCAUUCGUGCCUAUUGAGGAGGUUGUCGUGCGAGAGGACGAGAUCAACAGGCUACGUGAUGGAUGGGAAAAGAUGGAGACUCGCUGGAAGGAGGCUGUGCACCUGAUCGAUGGAUGGCGCAAACGCAUGCAAAACAGCGGCCGGCCCGUGAAUGUCGAAGAGCUGAAGAUGGGUCUGCGGCUCAGCCCCGUCAAGGUUAGCAACGUCGAGGAAACAAACCACGGCUUGGGGCUGUCCCUGGACGCCGUGAGCGCCCCGCGUAGCGAAAUGACCGACGAGAACAGGAUGCAUCACUGCUGCGAGCACCAUCACCAUCAUCAGCCGGAGCCCAUGGAAAUCGUACCGGAGCCGGAUGUCCACGAGGGUGAGCCUGAUGUGUUUGACGAAGAGCCUGAGCCCGCGGUUGAUGAUGACGAUGACAUGGAUGAUCUCGACGUCAACGAACUGGACACUGAGGAGCCGAAUGUUCAGAUCCUUCAACAAUCUGUCAUGAUGUCUCAGAUCGGCCCGCUUCGCGACUCUUACGCUGCUGGUAACCGUGGCGGCCGUGCGGAUCCCCAUCACCGUCGCACUAGGGAAUUCUAUUCUCCCAUCGCUGAGGAAAACGUGUGGGAGUACCAGCACGGUCCAGAGGAGGAACCUCUGCGAUCGCCGCGGCUGCCUUACCCGGCUGAGAAGCCUCCUGGAUCUGCUCCAAAGAAGCCUGCUCUGUCGUUGCGACCCGUUCCUCCUGAGGAAGAGGCUGCUUCUGUGCCGCUUCCGGUGUCUGCGACAACCGUUAACGCAAACAGUGUUAUCGACACUAAUCCUCCGCAGCCCCCUCCCAAGUCUAACAACGAAGGAGCUAAGAGGUCAACUGUCGCUUCACGGAACAAACGGUCGGAUCAAGCACAGCAGACUGCGACCGCCACGAGGAGAGUUCAGAGGGAGGAAACAAGGGCAACGUCCAAGACGGUCGCUAGCGCUGCGAAAGAAGCAAAACCAGUAUUGCGGUCACGGCCCUCUAGAUCGGCCACGACCAGCACUACCGCCAGCACUGCCGCCUCACGAGGUCGCUCCCCCACAAGGAAAGCGGAUCGUGAUAAUCACUCAACCAAGUCAGCCCCGCGUGCGAGAUCCGUAGCCUCGGCAGCGUCAUCUCGUUCAGGUCCUGCCGCUGCUAAGAGCGCCGCAGCCAGCGAGAAGCAGGCCCCGUCGGGGUCGUCCAAGAUACACGCUCGCGCCUCAGCUUCAGAGGAUACGGCUCCGUCGCCCACCAGGUCACCUGAGCGCACACUCAAACGCGUCAACUCGCGUCUGCCGCUGCCGCGGUCCAGUUGCAACACCGGAUGUGCGACUGCGGCAGGGAACGCCGCGCUCCUCCCUCCACAACAGUCGCCUAUGUUGACGACAGAGACCAUCGCCGCGAAACUUGCUGCAUCAGAGCGCGAAGCUGAUGCCGCAAGGGUCAAGGCUAAGCUCAAGGCCGCUAGGUCAAACAACCUGAAGAGUUUCCCUCCACCAGCUAGCUCCCACGCCGUUGAAGGGGAGACCGCAUCAGGGGCAACAACCACCGGCAAAAGCAGCUUGAGGUCCGAGAGCGACUCUGCGACUACAAGCGCAACAGGAGCCACUGCAUACUGCAGCUGUAGCUGCGGACACAACCCGGCAGUUCACACUUCCCCAACGCGACGUGCCCGCGCUGGCAGCAUGCGCUAUCGCGACGACGAUGGCGUCGAUGAAUUGACGCUGGCCGAGCCCCAGUCCCACCAGCAGAGGAGUGUGGACAAAGAAAGGCACAAACGCAGUCAUUCCAACGUUGUUGCAGCCGCUGCGAACAAAGUUGCUACUCGGAGGAGAAGUACCCUCCAACCGUGGGAACUGGAUGCACUGCUUCAGGGUCAAGCUGUUGCAGUUGACAGGUAG
This is a messenger RNA of Thermochaetoides thermophila DSM 1495, 2784 nucleotides long. RefSeq lists its product as uncharacterized. The coding region runs from base 1 to 2784 and encodes 927 amino acids. NCBI's taxonomy places the organism in Eukaryota, Fungi, Ascomycota, Sordariomycetes, Sordariales, Chaetomiaceae. The transcript has 2 exons. The record is from RefSeq and is a predicted model, not a curated record.